Phodopus roborovskii (desert hamster) is the source of this 798-nucleotide messenger RNA. It is a transcript of the gene Mrpl17, whose product is annotated as mitochondrial ribosomal protein L17. Gene Ontology annotation, cellular component: mitochondrial large ribosomal subunit; ribosome. The coding region runs from base 16 to 546 and encodes 176 amino acids. The transcript has 3 exons. Gene Ontology annotation, molecular function: structural constituent of ribosome. NCBI's taxonomy places the organism in Eukaryota, Metazoa, Chordata, Mammalia, Rodentia, Cricetidae. The record is from RefSeq and is a predicted model, not a curated record. Gene Ontology annotation, biological process: translation.
GACUAAAGUGGAAACAUGAGGCUGUCCUUCGCAGCCGCUAUCUCCCACGGCCGCGUCUAUCGCCGCCUGGGCCUGGGCCCCGAGUCUCGCAUCCACCUGCUGCGGAACUUGCUCACCGGCCUCGUGCGCCACGAACGCAUCGAGGCGUCAUGGGCACGCGUGGACGAGAUGAGGGGCUACGCGGAGAAGCUCAUCGACUAUGGAAAGCUAGGAGACACCAACGAGCGAGCCAUGCGCAUGGCUGACUUCUGGCUCACUGAGAAGGACUUAAUCCCAAAGCUGUUUAAAGUACUAGCACCUCGGUUCCAAGGUCAGAAUGGAAGCUACACAAGAAUGCUGCAGAUCCCGAAUAGUAAGGAGCAAGAUCGGGCCAAGAUGGCAGUGAUUGAAUAUAAAGGGAACUGCCUCCCUCCCCUGCCUGUGCCUCGCAGAGACAGCAACCUUACUCUCCUAAACCAGCUGCUAUUGGGACUGCAGCAGGACCUGCGCCAUAACCAGGAAGCAAGCCUCCACAGCUCCCUCACAGCUCAAACACCAAAGACUUAACUAGAGUUGGAAAGUGCAUGGCUCUCAUAGGUGUGUUCACAAACCCUGGAGCUCUUGUAAUGUGUGAGAACUGGAAGUAGCAUUGUAAAGUGGACCGUGGAAACCUUCCUGCAGACUUUUUGCACAGUAGAUAAAUUUUUGAUGUGAAUAUAUGAAAUUAAUUUUCUUUCCUUCCCUUAGGAUUUCUGGAAAGUGAGAGGCAUCCAGAUGCUCAGCCACCUACAAUAGUAAAUUCACAGCUUUUGCUUCUGA